Molecule: messenger RNA, 5402 nt
Organism: Balaenoptera musculus (blue whale)
Lineage: Eukaryota; Metazoa; Chordata; Mammalia; Artiodactyla; Balaenopteridae
Gene: NKRF
Product: NFKB repressing factor
Exons: 3
Coding region: 2322-4385 (687 amino acids)
Biological process (GO): negative regulation of DNA-templated transcription
Cellular component (GO): nucleoplasm; nucleolus
Molecular function (GO): RNA polymerase II cis-regulatory region sequence-specific DNA binding
Source: RefSeq, a predicted model, not a curated record
GUAUAUUUAAUAAAGCAGAAUGUUUGGUUAACUGGAGCAUUCAGUUUUCCAGUCAUUCUUCAUCAGUAGUAUUAGAAGCAGAAUCCUGGCCUAAUUACCUUUGAUGAGAUAUUAAUUAAUAGAGAAAAUAUACCCUAAAAUGAAAUCAGCUUUGCCACCUUGAUUAUUUGUCUCUUCCUUGUUGAUUGAAAUUGGUGUUUGGAAGGUAGAUGCUGGCUGGGCUCAUGUUGUGAAACUAACCUCGCACAUAGUAGGUAGAGUUUAUCAGUCACCAGCUAAUGAAGUGUGAGUGGGAGCUUUCAAAAGAUGUAUCAGUAAUCUUGGUUUUAUGUUAUUCACUGACUAUGUUAGGAGUCUUAAGAAUAGUUUUGCAUAAAUAAUUUUAUACUUGGAAAUCCUAAUCUUUGCUUAGUUUUCAAACCUCAGCUUUUUUAUUUGGACCUAGUAGAGCAGUUUAAUAAAUUUAAAAAAAUUGAAAGCAUCUAUUACUGAAUAUUCAUUAAAUUUCAGGUGCCAUUGUAUAUCAUAAGUAUACACCUAUAUGCACGUGUCUUUUUUCAAGAAUGUAAGAUUCAUGAAGUCAGAUGUCUGUCCAUUAGACAUCAUCUUUUUGUAUGCUAGGUAUGGUGGGACAGUUGUGAUUUCCUAAAGCUUGGAACAUAAUAAACUAUCUUUGGAAACCUUAAAGACCUGCUGGGGCUUUUUGGUUUUCUUUUUUAAGCAUUUACAACCAAAUGGGUGAAUUAACAGACUUAACUACAUAAUAUGCAUGCAUCUUAAAAUUACUCUAUUAGACUUGCCUUACUGACACUUUACAUCAUGGUCCCACCGUAAGAUAGAAUACUAUAUAGCCAUUAAAACUCCUGUGGUAAUGACAUGGAGAGAAAGUUUAUGACAUAGUAAAUUAAGAAGAACAACACCCGCCCCCAGCAGAUUACAAAUCAACAUAGAUGAUCUGAUAGUGAUUUUUUUUUGCGGUGGUGGGGGGACGUGGUAUGGGAAGCAUAGAAAAAGGAAUAAAAAGUAAACCCCAAAAUGUUAGUGAAGUUAUCAGUGGUUGGGUUUGUAGGUGCUUUUCUUGGUGGAUUCUCUAAAAUUUCUGGAGUAAAGGUGUUCCUUUUAAAUCCACUAUAAAAAAAAAAUACACUAUGGAAAACUGAGUAAUGAAAGCUUUACUGCCUUGGCUUAUUUCAAAUUUGUGGAACCACUUCUUUAUCCCUGGGUAGCUACUCUCUGGAGACUGAAAUCCUAGUGGUCUUCAUAGUAAAGAUUAAUGCAAAGAUUAAUAUUUGCAUUGUUCUUUGAAUAGUCAAGUGUUAGGCACUAUACGGUCUGUUCCAUUAUUUUUUCAGCUGGUUGGGCUUCUUCAGUAUUAUGACUUCCUAAUAAAGGGCUGAGAAGAUGACUGUGUUGGCAACUAACACAGAGGUUUAUUUUUAUAGCCUAUGGGUGAUGUUGAAUUUUGUGGCAGAUGUAAUGAAUAGAGAACAGUAAGUAGGUUUAAUCAUUACUAACGCUGGAAGAAACCUGAGAGAAAAAGUGAAUGUGAAUGGAGUGGGCCCCAAAUGCAUCAUUCAUGCACACUGUAUGGCAUACAUGCCAUUUACAGUUGUAUACCGUAUUUAGAAUCAGGCUAUAAUUUAAGGUCUGGAGAAUUUUGACUGGAAUUCAAGGUGAGUGGGUUGGUUGUAGUACCAAUUUUGGUAGCAAGAGUGGCAAUACCAGUUUAAGAUUUGUAGACUUCAUCUCACUUUCAUAAUCUUUUGUUUUCAUCACCUUGGAAAUUGGACUCCCAAAUCUUAAUGAAAGUGAUAUAUACAAUGUAUGACGUUUUAGGCAAUGUUUUUUGAUAUUUAGGUAAGAGUAAAUAAAAAUAAAAUUACUCUUGGCGUUUAAAUACUGGUGUUAGCAGCAGCAGUUAUCAGUGGGAAGUGUGGGUUACAACUGGGCUGGCUUCCAGGUAAUCUGUCAGUGAAGGCCACCAUGUCACUUCUCUGCUUUGCAAGGAAAGACAUCUGAAGGGUGUGGAACCUAUUGUGUUGAAAAUGGAAAAUGUUACCCUCCUUCAAGUUCAGAACCGAUUCAUGUAGAGGUGUGCUAGUCACUCAUUUUCAGAACUUUCUUGGGGAAUUCCCUGGCAGUCCAGUGGUCCCUGGUAGGCUGGGAAAGGCUCUGAAGGUAGGAAGGGUGAGUAGAUCCCCAUGAUAACCGAAACUUCACUUGAGCCCAUAUUUUUGUUUCUCUGCAGGAAAUUGAUAUUCUGUCAAGCUCCAAUCUACUUCAUAAAGGAGUCCUUUUAAAAAUUAUACAGCCCACGCUUGAUGGAAAAAAUUCUCCAAAUGGCUGAAGGUAUUGAUAUUGGGGAGAUGCCUUCAUAUGAUCUGAUGCUGUCCAAAGGUCAAAAACGUCACCUCUCAACAUGUGAUGGUCAAAGUCCUCCUAAAAAGCAAGCCGGUUCCAAAUUCCAUGUGAGACCUCGUUUUGAGCCUGUACAUUUUGUAGCUAGUAGUUCAAAAGAUGAAAGACAGGAAGAUCCUUAUGGCCCUCAAACAAAAGAGGUAAAUGAACAAACACAUUUUGCCAGCAUGCCAAGAGACAUCUACCAAGAUUAUACUCAAGACUCUUUCAGUAUACAAGAUGGAAAUUCUCAGUAUUGUGAUUCAUCAGGAUUUAUUUUCACAAAAGACCAGCCUGUAACAGCCAACAUGUAUUUUGACAGUGGGAACCCUGCCCCCAGCAGCACAUCACAGCAGGCAAACUGCCAGUCAGCUCCUGAGCCUUCACCAUCACAGACAUUUCCUGAGUCAGUGGUAGCCGAGAAGCAGUAUUUUAUUGAAAAAUUAACAGCAGCUAUCUGGAAGAACCUUUCUAAUCCAGAGAUGACUUAUGGAUGUGAUAAAAUUAAUUACACAUAUAUGUUAACUCGUUGUAUUCAGGCAUGUAAGACAAAUCCUGAAUAUAUAUACGCUCCUUUAAAAGAAAUCCCUCCUGCUGACAUCCCCAAAAAUAAAAAACUUCUAACAGAUGGUUAUGCUUGUGAAGUUAGAUGCCAAAAUAUCUACUUAACUACAGGUUAUGCUGGCAGCAAGAAUGGUUCCAGGGAUCGAGCUACUGAGCUAGCUGUAAAACUCUUGCAGAAACGUAUUGAAGUUAGGGUUGUCCGACGGAAAUUCAAACACACGAUUGGUGAGGACCUUGUGGUGUGUCAGAUUGGCAUGCCUUCAUACGAAUUUCCUCCAGCUCUGAAACCACCAGAAGAGCUGGUGGUGCUGGCUAAAGAUGCUUCUGGGCAGCCGAUUUUUAAUGCUUCUGCCAAACACUGGACCAAUUUUAUCCUUACAGAAAAUGCAAAUGAUGCAAUUGGUAUCCUUAACAAUUCUGCCUCAUACAACAAAAUGUCUGUUGAAUACAAAUAUGAGAUGAUGCCAAAUCGUACAUGGCGUUGUCGAGUGUUUUUGCAAGAUCACUGCUUAGCUGAAGGUUAUGGAACCAAAAAAACAAGUAAACAUGCAGCUGCUGAUGAGGCUUUGAAAAUCCUUCAAAAAACACAGCCCACUUACCCAUCUGUCAAAAGUUCACAAUGCCAAACGGGCUCUUCACCCAGGGGAUCUGGGAAGAAGAAAGAUAUAAAGGAUCUCGUAGUUUAUGAGAAUUCUUCAAAUCCUGUGUGCACGCUGAACGACACAGCUCAGUUUAAUCGAAUGACAGUUGAAUAUGUCUAUGAAAGAAUGACAGGACUCCGAUGGAAAUGCAAGGUGAUUCUAGAGAGUGAAGUAAUUGCAGAAGCAGUUGGAGUGAAGAAAACUGUCAAAUAUGAAGCUGCUGGGGAAGCUGUGAAAACCCUCAAAAAGACCCAGCCGACUGUCAUUAACAACUUGAAGAAAGGAGCUAUUGAAGAUGUGAUUUCAAGAAAUGAAAUUCAGGGUCGCUCAGCAGAGGAGGCUUACAAACAACAAAUCAAAGAAGAUAACAUUGGAAAUCAGCUGCUGAGAAAGAUGGGUUGGACGGGUGGUGGUUUAGGUAAAUCUGGUGAGGGCAUUCGGGAGCCAAUCUCUGUCAAAGAGCAGCAUAAGCGGGAAGGGCUUGGUCUUGAUGUAGAGAGGGUAAAUAAAAUUGCCAAGAGAGAUAUUGAACAGAUCAUCAGAAACUACGCCCGCUCGGAGAGCCACACGGAUUUAACUUUCUCUACAGAGCUGACUAAUGAUGAGCGGAAGCAAAUACAUCAGAUUGCCCAGAAGUAUGGUCUUAAGAGUAAGUCUCAUGGGGUGGGCCACGAUAGGUACCUGGUGGUAGGUAGAAAAAGACGGAAGGAGGAUUUACUAGACCAGCUCAAACAGGAAGGCCAAGUGGGGCAUUACGAGCUUGUGAUGCCUCAAGCAAAUUGAGAUCUUACUAAUUUAUUUUGUAAAUGCCUAAUGAGGCAGAUUUGUGAAUAAGAGAAAUGCUACAUGUUCUGGUUGCAGAGUAUAUUCAUUCUUAAGAUGUUUCACCUUGUUCAUUUCAUAUAGUGCUUUAUUAGAUACUGGAACUUGAAGAAUUCUGUCCACUUGUAUUAACUUAAUCCAGCAGAUAAUAUUGUGCCGUUACUGUUUGCGUCUUUGAUAUUGCUGUGUCCCUCAGAUUUUAGUAGUUUGUACAAAGCAAGAAUACAUAUCCAAAUGGAAUUUCACCCCGAGAAAGAAAUUCCCAUUUUAAAGGGCAUAGCACAGCAAUUUGCAACAAUAUGUAAAGUUGAUACUAACUACAAUAAAACUACAGUCUUAAUUCCAGACUUAACUGAAAAUGUCAGGUCAUUUUGUAUUACCUAUUUUCAUCUUUAUGUGAAGCCAGUUAUAGAAUGUUUAAUAGUAAGUUGUGCUGUACGUGUAAAUGUCCUUACCAACUAAAUGAUGUAAAACUUUCUUAAAGUAAUUUUAGUGUUCGUUUAUUUAUAACUUCUACCAUGUGGUUUCCAGAAUAUUGGAAGUGAUAUACUGUAUCUUGUGAUAUAUGAGUGUUAACAAAUUCUAGCCUUCAUGCUGAGAGAGCACUACUUGAGAGAGCAAUUGAAAAGUUCCCAAAACUUUGAUUCAGUCUGAAGAAAGGAAGCUGGAACUGUCUGUUCUUGGUGCCUUGCAGAGAGACUCGCAGCAACUCUCCGUUAUAGCUUUCACAUGAUUUGGGUGUAUAGCACAUCCAAGGUGGCCACAGCUGUGGUGGAGCUUGGUAAAAGACUGAAGAUACAUUGGUGCUUUGCUGACAAGGUUAGUUGGCUGGUCCCUCUCUCAAAAAGCUUAUUUAGCCCCCAAAGCCAACUUUGUAACAUAUUUAAAACUGCUAUUUUCGCUUAUUUCUGGAAUGUAAAAAAAACUGUAUAAAAAGGAUUAGUGUAUGCUUCCUGAAUAAAAAGGAGCCAAAGUUGA